AUGACUAACGCAGAGGAACAAAUUGAUCCUGCUGUGACUGUUGCUGCUACCACAGUUUCGGGGAUGCUAGGUCCUAGUCGUCCUACUGCACCUGCAACGGCUAUGCCACCGGCGGAAAAGCCGGGGAAAUUUUCUGGUGUUGACUUUAAGAUAUGGCAGCAAAAGAUGUUCUUUUAUCUGACCACUCUAAGUCUGCAAAGGUUCAUUCAAGAGGAUGUUCCAGUCGUGCCUGAAGGAACCCCUGACAACGAGCGCUUCCUUGUUACUGAGGCUUGGAAGCACUCUGAUUUCCUGUGCAAGAAUUACAUAUUAAGUGGGCUGGAAGAUGACUUGUACAACGUUUAUAGCUUCAUGAAAACAUCAAGAGAAUUAUGGAAUGCUUUUGAAAAGAAGUACAAGACUGAAGAUGCUGGACUAAAGAAGUUUGUGGCAGCCAAAUUUCUGGAUUUCAAAAUGAUUGACGGUAUGGUCAUAAAUGAAGCGUUUCAAGUUGCGGCAUUUAUUGAAAAGCUGCCUCCGCUGUGGAAGGACUUUGAGAAUUACUUGAAACAUUAUCGCAAGGAGAUGACGCUUGAAGACCUUAUUGUUCGUCUACGGAUUGAAGAGGACAACAAGGCUGCUGAGUAG
Molecule: messenger RNA, 627 nt
Organism: Nicotiana attenuata
Lineage: Eukaryota; Viridiplantae; Streptophyta; Magnoliopsida; Solanales; Solanaceae
Exons: 2
Coding region: 1-627 (208 amino acids)
Source: RefSeq, a predicted model, not a curated record